AUGCAGAUCCCUUUUGUGCAGCAUCUUCUGAGAGCAUUUGCGGAGCUGAUGGCUCCUUGGACCCCUUGGGAUCCCUCUUCCGAGGAGGAGGAGGAGGAGGAGGAGGCGGCUGGUCCUGGGAAGGAGAGGAUGCCUGGGCUCUGGAGCUUGCUGCUGACCAUGGGUCUGCUGGAAGGGCCGAGGGGGGCACAGAGCUGUGUGCCUCCUCCAGGGGCUCGGAACUGGGCCCGGGGCCGGCCGGCCGCUCAGUCCUCCACAUACCCCCAGUGGGGCGACGUCUACAGCCUGGCGGGCAGCGCCGUGGAUGGCAACCGUGACGGAGACUGGCGUCACGGCUCCUGCAGCCACACCAUGGCAGAAGAAGAGCCCUGGUGGAGCCUGGACCUGGGUGCCCCCUACACCAUCGCGGCCGUGGUGGUGAAGAACCGCCAGGAGUGCUGCUCUGAGCGGAUCAAGGGGGCCCAGAUCCGCGUGGGAGACUGCGGGGUCCAGCACGGCAAACACAACCCAGUCUGUGGGACCAUUACGAACGGCAGUGCCGGCUCUCUCAGCAUCGUCUGCUGUGAUGGACUUCAAGGGCGCUACGUGACGGUGAUCAUCCCCGGCCGAGCAGAGUACCUGACCCUCUGUGAGCUGGAGGUCUACGGCUCCAGAGUGGGGAAGGGGUGCUGUCCAGGACUCAGCACUGAGGCCUCUUGGUGGAAAGACGCUGUGGUUGCCCACCUUCCAGGAAGGAUAGCCAACCCUUUGGUUCAUCCCCAAGAAACCGAAGCAAGGAUGAUGCUCGUUGUCUGGGGGUGGCUGCUGGCUGUGACGCUGUUGGCAGGCCCUGCAGCAGCUCAGAGCUGCAGGCACCUACUUGAAGGUACAGGGACAAAGAACUUGGCCAAAGGGCAGCCGGCCAACCAGUCCUCCAUCCACCGCCAUCAGAUCAUUGGAUCAGCAGACAAAGCCGUGGAUGGGGACUGCAACGGAGACUGGUAUCACGGCUCCUGCACCCACACCAAGUAUGACAAAGACCCCUGGUGGUAUGUGGACCUGGGAGACUCUUAUAAAAUCUCCGUGGUGAUUGUGGGAAACCGUGAGGACUGCUGUGGUGAAAGAAUCAAUCAGGCUGAGAUCCGCUUGGGAGACACUCUGGAAGACCAUGGAAAGUCCAAUCCUCUCUGUGGGAUUGUCCUGAACACCAGCCCGGGCUCCGUCACCACGAUCUACUGCAACGAGCAGCAAGGCCGCUACGUCAGUGUCCACUUAGUCGGGAGGCAAUACUUGUCCUUAUGCGAAGUGGAGGUAUACAGCGUCCAGUAGAGAUGCCACGUCUCGCGCGGGGGACGAGUCAAUGCUCCUACGAAAUGUCACCCGCCGUCCAAAUAAAGUGCCUCCGGGCUCCUGAUAUG
Molecule: messenger RNA, 1397 nt
Organism: Python bivittatus (Burmese python)
Lineage: Eukaryota; Metazoa; Chordata; Lepidosauria; Squamata; Pythonidae
Product: fucolectin-1-like
Source: RefSeq, a predicted model, not a curated record